AUGUCCUCGACAAGCCGGCCAGCAUCCCAGCCGGCGCCUCCACCGCCUCAGAACCUGGCCGCCUAUUUACCAGAGCUCUUCGACGAGAGCAUCACCGCCAAAGCCCUGCGCGUGGCCCAGCGGAACCUACAGGCAGCAUCACCCGACACGAGCACCUGGUCGCGCGGCCAGGCGUGGGCCGUCCUCGGCUACGCGCAGACGUACGCCUGGACGCGCGACGCCGUCUUCCUGGCGGCGGCCUGCGGUCUCGCCGAGCACUUUCUCGCACGCCUCGACGGCGCGCCGCCGGCCGUGGGCGAGGCCGUGGGCGGCGGGCGCACGGCCGGGCGGUACGUGCCGCUGUCGGACUUUGACGCGCCGCUCGAGGACGACGGCGAGGGCCGGCCGUUGCGGGACACGUCGGCCGGGGUCAUUGCCGCCAACGGGCUGCUCGUGCUGGCGCAGGCGCUGGCGGCGGGUUUUCGAGGCGGCGGUGCGCAUCGUGCGCGAGACGCUGGACUUGUCGCUUGCGGCGGAGAAGGCGAGAACGGCACGGCGAACAACAACGAGCAUGCGCUGCGGAGGCUCAAGAACCAUGGCCUUGUAUAUGGCGACUAUUAUCUUGUCGAGUUUGGCAAUCGUCUGAUGAAGAUGGGCUUCGUAUGAGGCAAUCACUCGAAGACCGUCAAAUACAACGAAGAGGGACAGACUGCCGAGGGCCAAGAGCACGAGACAGUUCUACACAGAGGCUCUGUCUCCCCGGCUCAGGACGGCCUGUGAUAUUUACAACGCCACACGUCUCUCCCAACAUCACCAGCCUCCGCCCUCAUACUCGGUUCCAAACAUGCCGUCGUCAUAGCUGAUGACGCGGUCCAUGUCGACAUAUUGCUGAUUCCCAAAGGCCUGGUCGAUGCCCCCCAUCUCUGC
Molecule: messenger RNA, 906 nt
Organism: Verticillium dahliae VdLs.17
Lineage: Eukaryota; Fungi; Ascomycota; Sordariomycetes; Glomerellales; Plectosphaerellaceae
Exons: 3
Coding region: 1-645 (214 amino acids)
Biological process (GO): polysaccharide catabolic process
Molecular function (GO): chondroitin hydrolase activity
Source: RefSeq, a predicted model, not a curated record